GUAAAUACGCGAACGAAGCCGAACGUCGCAACUUGCAAGAGGCGCCCAACUGUCAAACGAAACUUUUUAACAAUUUGUAACUUUUUCCGUCUUUCCUUACCUUCCAAAACUAAGUAAAAAGUGCUCAAAAACUAAGUGAAGUAUUAUUUCUAGAGUAAGAAUGUGUUCUAUGUGAUUUAUUUACGUGAUUAACAAAAUUAUAACGUUAGUAAAUUGAGUGACUGUUUUUAGACUUAUCACCUAUUUUGGAUUUUAAGUAGAAGGAGAAAGGAUCUUCGCCCGGCAUAAGUGUUGCCAACCUAAUGUUGUAUCAUAAGUGACGAGACGAUGCAGCGACAACUCAGCAACGUCAGCUUCCACUCGUAUCAGGACUACCAACCUGCCAGAAGAUACGGGCCGCAGUAUGAGCCCGGGGGGUACGCGACCGUGGUGCAGCAGCGUACCAACAUGACGCAGCGCGAGGACGCGCUCAAGUUCGAGCAGGGCCGCAUCAAGGCGCUGCAGGAGGAGCGACUGCACAUACAGAAGAAGACCUUCACGAAAUGGAUCAACUCCUUUCUGCAGAAGGCCCGCAUGGAGGUGGAGGACCUGUUCGUGGACCUGGCGGACGGGCGGCGGCUGCUGAAGCUGCUCGAGAUCAUCAGCGGCGAGCGGCUGCCGCGCCCCAACACGGGGCGCAUGCGCGUGCACAAGAUCGAAAACGUUAACAAGAGUCUCAGCUUCCUGCACACCAAGGUCCGCUUGGAGUCUAUAGGAGCCGAGGACAUCGUGGACGGCAACCCGCGCCUCAUCCUCGGUCUCAUCUGGACCAUCAUCCUGCGCUUCCAGAUCCAGGAGAUCGAGAUCGAUGUCGACGAAGAGAACGUGUCGUCGGAGAAGAAGUCCGCGAAGGACGCGCUGCUGCUGUGGUGCCAGCGCAAGACGAGCGGCUACCACGGCGUGCACAUACACAACUUCACCGACUCGUGGCGCUCCGGCCUCGGGUUCAACGCGCUCAUACACGCGCACAGACCGGACCUGUUCCGCUGGCACGAGGUGCCCGCCACCGACCACGUGGAGACCCUCAACCAUGCCUUCGACAUGGCGCACAAGCACCUCGGCAUCCCGCGCCUGCUCGACGCUGAGGACGUGGACACGAGCCGCCCCGACGAGAAGUCGGUGAUGACGUACGUGGCGAGCUACUACCACACCUUCGCACGCAUGAAGAACGAACAGAAGAGCGGCCGCAGGAUCGCCAACAUCAUCGGUCAAAUGAUGGACUGCGACGGGCGCAAGGGCGAGUACAGCCGGCUGGUGACGGCGCUGCUGGAGUGGAUCCGGCUGAAGAUCGAGGAGCUCAACGGCCGCGACCUGCCCAACUCGCUCGACGGCAUCCAGCGGCUGCUGCUCGCCUUCAAGCAGUACAGGACCGUCGAGAAACCACCCAAAUACAAGGAGCGCUCCGAGAUCGAGGCGCUGUACUUCGACAUCAACACGAUGCAGAAGAGUCUGGUGGGCGAGCCGUGGGCGCCGCUCGAGGGCCAGCUGCCGCAGGACCUGGAGCGCGCCUGGCAACAGCUCGAACAGGCGGAACACGCGCGGGAGAUAGCUCUCAGAACCGAGCUCCUGCGACAACAGAGACUCGAACAACUCAACUACAAGUUCAACACCAAGUCGGUGCUCCGCAAGGGGUACCUGAAGGAGAUGAUCCAGGUGCUGUCGGACCCGCGCUACGGCUCCAACCUGGCGCAGGUGGACGCCACAGUCAAGAAGCACGAAGCCAUCUCCGCGGACAUCCUCGCCAGGACGGAGCGGUUCGAGGACCUGUCGGCGAUGGCGGCGGAGCUGGUGCGCGAGGGGUACCACGGCGCGGAGGCGGUGUCGCGCACGGAGCAGGCGGUGCUGCAGCGCUGGCGCGAGCUGCUGGAGCUGCUGGAGCGGCAUCGCGCGUCGCUGGCGCGCCUCGCCAAGCUCAUGGCGCUGCUGCGCGAGGCCGACGCCGUGCGACACACGCUCGGGGACAUGAAGGCACAAUUCCAAUCGGAAGAGGUGGGUCGUCACCUGGUGGACGUGGAGCGGCUGCUGCAGGCGCAUGCGCUGCAGGAGCUGCAGCUCGGCGCCCUGGACGAGAGCAUCCGUCGCCUCGUGCGGCUCGGUGCCGCCGCCGACGGGCCCGCGCAGCCGGUCAAGCAGCUCGCCCAGCAGCUCGCGCAUCUGCAGGACGCGUACGACAGCCUGCUCGCCGCCGCCAAGGACCGCAAGGCACGCCUAGAGGACGCCAGGAACCUGUUCCAGUUCUUGGAAGAUCAUGACGAGGAAGAAGGCUGGGUGACGGACAAGCAGCGUAUCUGCCGCGCGGACGUGGCGGCAAAGGAUCUGCGCGGAGUGCUGGCGCUGCGGCAGAAACACGCCGCGCUGCUCACAGAGCUGCGUGCGCGUGAGCACGUCUCGCAGCGACACCGCGCCAAGGGGCAGAGCCUGAUAGACGCGAAGCAUCCGAAGAGCGCCGAGAUCGAGCGGCGCCUGACGUCGCUGAGCAAGCAGUGGGAGGUGCUGCGCGAGCUCGCCGCCGCGCGAGAGAAACAACUCGCCGACGCCGCCGAGGCGCACCAGUUCUACGGCGACGCGAACGAGUCGGAGUCGUGGAUAAAGGAGAAGCGCGCGCUGGUGGCGACGGAGGACUGCGGGCGCGACGCGCCGGGCGCGGGCGCGCUGCUGGCGCGGCACCGCGCGCUGCACGAGCAGGUGCGCGCCUACCGCCCCGAGCUGGCCGCGCUCGCCGCCGCCGCCGACCGCCUGCGCGCCGCCGGCAUACACACGCUGCAGUUGCCAACGGAGGUGGAGUCGUCCCCCGCCAUCGAGGAGGAGGAGUGGGUGAACGAGUCGCGGCUGGUGCCCACCGAGGUGUGGGAGGAGGAGCCCGUCGAGAGACUCGAGCACAGGACCGUCACCGAGGAGAGACAAGUGCCGCAGGUGAAAGCGCUAUACGCGUUCACUGGUCAAGGCAUCUCGAUGGCGAAGGGCGAGGUAAUGUUCCUGAUCAACAAGACGAACCCGGACUGGUGGUCGGUGCGCAAGGCCGACCGCACCGACGGCUUCGUGCCCGCCAACUACGUGCGCGAGAUAGAGCCCAGGAUCGUGCCUGUGCAAGUGCGUCGUCCGGAGAAGGUGCGCACGACGCAGCGCGUGAAGAAGACGGUGCUGGUGAAGCAGGUGGUGCCGGUGCGGCGCAGCAAGCCCGCCGCCAGCGCCGCCGCCGCCGCCGCCGCGCGCCGCGCCUCCCGCGCCACGCUCCCCGCGCCGCGCGCGCUCAGCGUCGACACCCGGAUCACCGAGAUACAGAACGACUACGACGAACUGCUAACGCUGUCGGAGGCUCGCCGUGCUCAACUCGAGGACGCCAUCAAACUGUACAGCUUCUUCGCGGAGUGUGACGACUUCGACAAAUGGAUGAAGGACAAGGAGAAGAUGCUGCGCACCGACGACACCGACGACAGCGUCGACACCGCCAAGAGGAAGUACGAGAAAUUCGUGACGGAUCUGUCGGCGGCAUCGAAGCGUCUGGAACACAUCGACGCAGCCGCGGAAGAGCUAGUAGCCGCCAAGCACCGCGAAGCAGCGAAAGCGACCGCGCGUCGGCAGCAGCUGCGCCAGCAGUGGGACAAGCUGCUGCGCCUCAAGCAGCAGAAGGAGAAGAGCCUGGAGGGCGCGUCGAGCGUGGAGCUGUUCGGGCGCACGUGCGACGAGGCGCUGGACUGGAUGGCGGAGAAGGAGCAGCAGCUGGCGGGCGGCAGCGACCCCGCCGCCGACCUGCGCACCGUGCGCGCGCUGCAGCGCCGCCACGCGCAGCUCGAGCGCGAGCUGGAGCCGCUGCGGGAGAAGGUCAACACCGUCAGCCUGCUCGCCGACUCCGUGAAGUCGCAGUACCCGUCGGAGCGCGCCAACGUGGAGGGUCGGCAGCGCGAGAUCAGCACGAUGUGGGAGCGCUGCCAGGCGCAGGCCGCCGAGCGCCGCAGCCGCCUCGAGAGCGCCGUCGGACACCAGAUCUUCGGCAACAGCAGCGCGCAGCUCACCGCCUGGCUCGGGAAAACGCGCGAGCAGAUGUCGCAGGACGCGACCGCGAAGGACGUGGCGACGGCCGAGGCGCUCCUGAAGCAGCACCAGGAGCUCAAGGACGACAUCAAGGCGCACGACGACGAGUUCAAAGAGGUGAUAGGUCUCGGCAAGCAGCUGCUGGCGACCAACCCGUCGCUCACCGACGUCGCCGACAAGAUCAAGAACCUGGAGGCGGAACAGAAGGCCAUCAAUGACGAGUGGAAGGCGAAGGAGUCGUACCUGCAGCUGUUGGUGCAGCUGCAGAGCUUCAACCGCGAGGCGGACCAGAUCGACGCCUCCACCGGCGCGCACGAGGCCUACCUCGAGUACACGGAGUUCGGGUCGUCGGUGGACGAGGCGGAGGCGCUGGUGAAGCGGCACGAGGAGCUGGAGGCGCGGCUCGCGGCGCAGGACGAGCGCCUCGCCGCCUUCAGCCGCCGCGCGCAGGCGCUGCAGCGAGAUAACCACUACGCGAAGGACCGUAUUGGCAAGCGUCGCGACGCGGUGGUCGGUCGCCGCGACGCCGUGCGCCACGCCGCCGCCGAGCGACGCCGCGCGCUGCUCGCUAGUCUGGCCUACCAACAGUUCGUUGCCGCUACUGAGGAGCUUCAGGCCUGGAUUUAUGACAAGACUCGCACCGCUAAGGAUCAGAGCUACAGGGACCUGUCGAACCUGGAGCGCAAGCUGCAGAAGCACGAGGCGUUCGAGCGCGAGCUGCAAGCCAACGAGAAGCAGCUCCGGAACGUCGAGAGCAUCGGUCAGUCGCUCCAGAAGUCGGACCCUGCUCGCGCCACUGAAGUGUCGGAGAGGUUGGACUCGCUGCACACCGCAUGGGAGGGACUCGUGGCUGCCUCCCGCGACAAGGGCAGCAAGUUGCGCCAAGCCGCGCAACAACGGCAACAUAAGAGAUCUGUGGAGGACGCUAAAGCCCGUCUGAUGGACCUGGAGCGGUCCCUCAAGAGCGAGGAGGUCGGCACCGACCUGCGCAGCUGCAAGAGACUGCUCAACCAACACCAGGCGCUGGAGCAGGAGCUGAGCCAGUGGGAGCAGAAGGGCGGCCUGCUGGCAGCGCAGGGCGCGGACCUGGUGUCGGCGGGACACUUCGACGGGCCCGCCGUGCAGCGCGACUCCGCCACCGUGCUGGCCGCGCUGGCGCCGCUGCGCGAGCACGCCGCCACCCGCCGCCGCGCGCUCGACGCCAGCAUGCAACUGCACAAGUUCGCGGCGGAGGUGUCGGGCGAGCUGGACUGGCUGUCGGAGCGGCGCGGCGCGCGCGCGGACGCGGCGCCCGGCGACCUGCACGCGGCGCAGUCCGCGCUCAAGAAGCACAACAAGCUGCGCGCCGAGCUCGCCGGCCGCCGCCCGCUCGUGCAGCGCCUGCUGCAACAGGGACAGACGCUGCAGGAGGAGAGACACCCGCAGGCGGAUAAGAUCAAGCAACUGUGCGAGCAGCUGGAGCAGGCGUACGAAGAAGUAUCGAGUGCAGCGGAAGAGCGCGCCACCCAGCUGGAGGCGGCGCUGAAGGCGCAGCAGUUCCUGCACGACGCGCUGGAGGUGGACUCGUGGCUCGCCGACAAAGCCGCCGCGCUCUCCACGCCCGACGUGGGCCGCGACCGGCACCGCGCCACGCAGCUGCUGACCAGACACAAGGCGGUGGAACUAGAGUUGGACACGUACGCGGCGAUCAUCGCGGAGAUGGGCCACGUUGCGACGUCGAUGAACAACAGCGGACACCCCGAGGGCUCGGUGCUGGUGGCGCGCCACGGCAUGCUCGCCGACAGCCUCGCGCGCCUGCAGCGACUUGCCGCGCAGCGACAGAAGGCACUCGUCGAGAGCGUCUGCAGACACGAAUACCUAGCGGAGAGCGCCGAGCUGGAGAGCUGGAUCCAAGAGCAAUACGCGGCUGCCUCCAGCGAGGACUACGGACAAGAUUACGAGCAUCUGCUGAUCCUGCGUCAGAAGUUCGAGGAGUUGCGGCACCGCGUGGAGAGCGGCGCCGAGCGGUUCAACCAGUGCGAGGAGCUCGCCAAGAAGCUGCUCGCCACCGAGAGCCCCUACAUCGCCGACAUUGAGAAACGACAGGAAGCGCUCGGCGAAUCCUGGCAACGCCUAGUAGAGCAGAUACAGUCGCGCGCGUCGCGUCUGCACGCGGCCGGCGAGAUCCAUCGCUUCCACCGCGACGUGGGCGAGCUGAUCUCCCGCGCGGCCGACAAGCGCGCCGCCCUCGCCGUGCCGCCCGCCCCGAGGGACCUGCGCGCCGCCACCAAGCUGCUGCGCGACCACGACACCAUACAGAACGACCUGGUCGCCAUCGACGCGCAGAUGCAGGUGUUGCAGGAGGAGGGCGCCCGCCUCCAGAAACUGUACCCCGGCGGGAACGUGCAGCAGAUCGGCAUGCAACAGCAGGCGCUGACGGACGCGUGGGCCAUGUUGAAGCAAGCUGCCGAGGAGAGAAGGAAUGUGCUCCAACAACAUCUGGAGUUACACCAAUUCCUGACGCAGGUGCGCGACCUGUCGUCGUGGUGCUCGUCGCACCGCGCGGGGCUGUCGCGUGCGCUGCGCGUGCGCGAGGCGGGCGCGCUGGGCGGCGCGCAGACGGCGCGCGCGGAGCACCUGGCGCUGCGCGCGGAGCUCGACGCGCGCGACCACGACAUCCACCAGGCGCUCGCGCUCGGACAGAAGCUCGUCGCCGGAGACCAUCCCGCCGCACAGGAAAUCUCAGAGCGCUGUGAAGCACUGGCGGAGGAACGUGCCCUCCUGGAGCGCGCGUGGGCGACGAGACAAGUUGCUCUGGACCAGCUCAUCGACCUGCACUGCUUCCUGCGCGACGCCAAGCAGCUGCACGAUCUCUGCGCAUCGCAGGAGGCUGCACUAAGCACAGAAAUAUCGCCGACAAGCAGCGUGGAGGAGGUGGACAAUCAGCUGAAGAAACACGAGGCCUUCGAGAAGCUACUCGCUACCCAGGACGAGAAGUUAACCACAUUGAACAGCCACGGCGACAAGCUACUGCAGCAGAACCACGUGGAGAGCCAGCGCAUCGCCGACGAGCUGCAGACCAUCAACGAGCGGAGGAAGAAGCUGUACGAGACGGCAGCAGCGCGUCGCUCGCGGCUAGUGCGCACGCGCGCGCGCGCCCAGUUCGCACGCGACGCGGCCGAGACGCGCGGCUGGGUCGCCGACAAGCUCGUCAAGCUCACCGCCGACCAACACCAAGGUGAAGUCACCAACCUGGAAGACAAGAUCAAGAAGCUGCAGAAGCACCAGGCGUUCACGGCGGAGCUGGCGGCGAACAAGGCGCGGCUGGAGGAGGUGGCGGCGCUGGCGCAGCAGCUCAGCCCCGACGAGCAGGUGCAGCGCGAGCUCGCCGCCCUGCGCGCCGACUGGCGCCUGCUGGAGGAGGCCACGGAGCAGCGCGGCCGCGGGCUGGAGGAGGCGCAGGACAUACUCGAGUUCAACCAGCAUCUCGACAAGAUCGAGGCCUGGAUCAGAGACAAGGAGAUGAUGGUGCAAGCGCACGAGCUGGGUCGCGACUACGAGCACUGCACGGCGCUGCUGCGCAAGCUGGACGACAUGGACAGCGACAUGAAGGUGGACGACAAGCGCGUGAAGAGCAUCUGCGCGCUCGCCGACAAGCUGCUGCAGCAGGGACCCACGCAGCAGGCGGCCACCGUGGCGCAGCGCCGCGACGCCUUCCUCGGCAAGUGGCAAGCGCUCACGGGCGCGCUGCAGAAGUACCGCGACAACCUCUCCGCCGCACUGGAGAUACACGCCUUCAAUAGGGAUGUGGAGGACACAGCAGAGCGUAUUGCGAAGAAGGCAGCGAUCUUCGGCAGCGCGGAGCGCGGGCGCGAGCUCAGCGCCGCGCAGGAACUCAAGCGCAAGCACCUCGCGCGCGCCGCCGAGGCGCAGGCCGUGCUGCAGAAGAUACAGGCGCUCGAGGCGGAGGGGCGCACGCUCGCCCACAAUCACCCGGAUCACGCGAAGGAGAUCGAGGCGAGCGUGCAGAACCUGCGCGAGGGGUGGGACAAGCUGCAGCAGCUCGCCGAGAAGCGCACCGCCCUGCUCGACCAAGCCAUUGCAGAACACAAGUUCGACGAGACGCUCAAGGAACUGGAGCUGUGGGUAUCCGAGACUGUUAAACGCAUGGACGAAUCGGAGAUGCCAGAGACCGUCGCAGAAGCACAAGCACUGCUGGAACUCCAUGAUGAGAAGAAGGCGGAGAUUGACAACCGUCAAAAGGCGAUCGCAGAACUGCAGAAGGAGGCAGAGCAGGCGCAGGCGCCGGAGAAGCUCAAGAAGGUGGAGCAGCUCUCCGCCACGCUGGAGCAGGCUUGGCAGCGCAGGAAGCAAUACCUUACUCAGGCUCAUCAACUGCAAGUAUUGAAGGAGCAAGCGCAGCAGACGGAGGACUGGCUCGCCUCCAAGGAGGCGUUCCUCAACAACGACGACCUUGGAGACAACUUAGACGCCGUGGAGACGCUGAUCCGCAAGCACAGCGAGUUCGCGAAAGUGCUGGAGAGCCAGCUGCCGCGCGUGGCGGAGCUGUCGCGGCUCGCGGCCGCGGACGAGCCGCACGUGCGCAAGCGCCUCGACGCCGUGGCCGCCGCCAGGGACCGCCUGCAGGAGUCGUGCUCGCAGCGCGGCGACAUGCUGGAGCAGUCGCGGCAGCUGCACCAGUUCCUGCAGAACCUGCACCACGAGCGCGAGUGGAUCGCCGUCAAGAUGCAGGUCGCCAACGACCAGAACUACCGCGAGCUCUCCAACCUGCAGAGCAAGAUCCAGAAGCACGCCGCCUUCGAGUCCGAGCUCGCUGCCAACAAGGGCCGCAUCGACGACGUCGCCAACCACGGCGAGACACUCAUCGAAGCCCAACAUUACGCGUCCCAGGAAAUUGCGAAACACGUCGAAGAGCUCGAGAACCAGUGGAGAGAAUUACAGGCGGCGGCCAAGCUGCGGCGCGACCGCCUGCAGGAGGCGUACCAGGCGCGCGUGUACCUGCGCGGGCUCGACGACUUCACCGCCUGGCUCGACGACGUCGAGUCGCAGCUGCUCAGCGAGGACCACGGCAAGGACCUGGCGUCGGUGACGGCGCUGCUGAAGAGACACACGCGGCUGGAGCAGCAGGUGGGCAGCAAGGCCGACAUCGCCACGCAGCUCGCCGACAACGCGCGCCAGCUCGCCGACAGCCACCACUUCAUGGCGGAGGAGAUACUCGACAAGGCAGACCAUGCCGUCAAGAGGUACCGCCAACUGCAAGAGCCGAUGCAAAUCCGGCGCGACAACCUGGAAGACGCCGCUCUCCUGCACCGGUGGGAGAGGGACGCCGACGAGGAGUUCAGAUGGUUACGAGAGCGCGAGACGGCCGUGCGCCAGGAGGAGGCGGGCUCCACGCUGCAGGAGACGCAGGCGUUGCUCAAGAAACACCUCGCGCUCGAGGCGGAGCUCAUCUCCAGAGAGCCGGCGAUCAACACGGUGUGCAGCCGCGCGACGCAGCUGUGCCGGCGCGGGCACUUCGCGGCGCCGACGCUGGAGGCGCGCGCGCGCGAGCUCGGCGCGGCGCUGCGCGCGCUGCUCGACCACGCCGCCGCGCGCACCGCCGCGCUGCAGCGCCGCUGCGACCUGCUGCAGCUAGUAUCAGAGAUCGCGGAGGCGGAGAUGUGGGUGCUGGAGCGGCGGCCGGCGCUGGUGUCGAGCGACGUGGGCCGCGACGAGGACUCCGCGCUGGGCAUCGUGAAGCGGCUGGAGACGCUGCAGCGCGAGCUCACCGGUUUCGACGCCACCGUCGCCAAGCUUGACAAGAGCGUCGCCGCUAUGAUGGAGCGCUCAGCAGUGGAGGGCGAGCAAGUGAAACACAAGCUGGACGAGCUGAAGACGCUGUACGAGGACAUGAAGCUGCUCUCGGCCAAGCGGCAACAGCGGCUGCAACAGAGCCUCAAGUACUUCAAGUUCGUGCAAGAGUGCGAGGAGGUGCAGGAGUGGAUCAGCGAGCAGAUGGCGACGGCCGCCAGCGAGGAGUACGGGCUGGACGUGGAGCACGUGGAGACGCUGCAGCAGGCCUUCGACAACUUCCUUGCGCAGCUACAAGCAAACGAGGGACGCAUCGAAGCGGUCUGCGAGGCUGGCAACGUGCUUCUGGAAGAGAACACUCCGGAGGCAGACAAAGUGAAGCAGAGAAUAGACGACAUCGAGGGACUGUGGGACGACCUCAAGGAGCUGGCGCUGGCGAGACAAGAGGCGCUGGCAGGCGCGCGACAGGUGCACGAGUUCGACCGCUCAGUGGACGAGACGGCGGCGUGGAUCGCGGAGAAGGAGGGCGCGCUGGGCGCGGAGGCGGCGCCGCGGUCGCAGCACGAGCUGCGCGCCGGCGCACGCGCACUCGACGCGCUCAGGGCCGACAUCGCCGCCGUGCGCGCGCAGCACGCCAAGCUCAAGGACGAGUCACAACGGUUGGGCGAGGCGUUCCCGGACGCGAAGGAGCACGUGUCGGCCAAGCUGGAGCAGGUGACGGAGUCGCUGCAGACGCUGACGGCGCGCGCCGAGCAGGCCUCGCAGCAGCUCGAGCUCGCCGGACAGCUGCAGGCGUACUUCGGCACCUACCAGGAGUUGCUUGCGUGGUUGAACGAGACGAUAGCUCGCGUGACGGCGCCGGAGCUGGCGGCGGACGUGUCGGGCGCCGAGCGGCUCGUGGCGCGGCACCAGGAACUCAAGGUCGAGAUCGACGCCAAGGACGACGACUUCAAACAGUUCUACAGCGACGGCGAGAAGCUGGUGAGCGAGGGCCACUUCAUGUCGUCGGAGAUCGAGGAGCGCGUGUCGCUGGUGCGCGCGCGGCGCGGCGUGCUGGACGCGGCGUGGGGCUCGCGCGAGCGCAUCUACGCGCAGCACCUCGACGCGCUCGUCUUCAAGCGCGACGCCAUGGCGCUCGACAACUGGAUCACCAACAGGGUGCCGUUGGUGCGCGACGGCAAGUUCGGCGAGAGCGUGGCGCAGGUGGAGGAGCUGAUCAAGAAGCACCGCGACCUGGAGGAGACCAUCGAGGCGCAGCGAGACAAGUUCAACGCGCUCAAGAGAAUCACUCUGGUGGAGCAAGCCUUCAAGCAACAACAAGAGUUGGAGGAACAAGCCCGCAGGCGCUCAGCGGAGAGACAGGAGGCGGAGCGCCUGCAGCAGUACAGGCGGCGCGAGGUGCAGCGCAUCACCGAGGAGCGCCGCCGCGACACCGCGCCCUCGCCCGCGCCCGUGCAGCGACACAUGGAGACGUUAGAACGACAGAUGUCGGGACCUGCGCCCGCGUCGUCAGAGGAGACGUUGUCGCCGGCGCCGCAGUUCGAGCGCCUGCCUAAGAAUGAGCCGCACGUCAAACGCGCCGAGAGCAUGAGCGUGGUGAAGACGCCCAAGCGGACGCCGUCGUUCACGACGCGGCGCCGCACGCAGAGCUUCCGCCGCCACCGCCGCGGAGACGUCGCCGAGCUGCCGCCCGUGGAGAUCGAAGGUUACCUGGAGCGCAAGCAGGAGGCGGGCUGCGGCGGCAAGCGCGCCACGGUGCGCUCGUGGCGCUCGUACUACUCCGUGCUGUGCGGACAGCUGCUGUGCUUCUUCCGCGACGAGCUCGACUUCGCCAGCGCCAAGGCCGCCGCGCCGCCCGUGGCCAUCCUCAACGCGCGGUGCGAGCCGGCGGGCGACUACACGAAGCGCGCGCACGUGUUCCGGCUGUGGUGCGCGGACGGCGCGGAGUACCUGUUCGCGUGCGGCACGCGCGAGCUGAUGCGCGAGUGGGUCGCCAAGCUCGCCUUCCACGCGCAGCUGCCGCCCGAGCUGCAGCUCACGCCCUACUCCGCCGCCGACGCGCCCGACUCGCCCACCGCCGAGCUGCGCAGGCGUCUGCACGAGAACGCGUCGUCAUCGUCAUCAGCGGCGUCAUCGCCGGAGCCGCAGAAGCGCAGGACCCAGACGGAGAUCCUGCAGGAGCACAGAAUCAGUCAACAGACACAGAGAGCGUCCGCCACACCUGAGAGGAAUAUCGAAUCGACAGUGUUACCCUCGUUGCCGCCGAGACAGCCGCCGCCGCAGGACGACGACACCGCCGACGUAGUGCUCAGGAAUCAAGCGGAGCAGUCGGCGACGUCGUGGGGCCGCUCGCGGUUCUCCAACGGACGCGACAUCAACGCUGAGUUCAUCAGGUCGCAGCGGGAAGCCGCGGGUGGAGCGCCCCCGCUGCCGUCGUCCGUGCCGCCGGAGCGGCCCCCGGAGCGCGCGCCGGCGCUCCCGUCGCGGCCGCCGGCGCUGCCCGAGCGCGGGCCCAACCUGCCCGAGCGCGUGCCCAACGUGACCAACGUGCCCAACGCGCCCAACGUGCCGAGCUUGCCCGAGCGCAACAACAACCCCGACAAGCAGUCCGUCACCGCGCUCGUCAACAGCUACCAGCAGCGCAUGUCUGGCACUUGGCAGGGGAGAGACUCCAACAAGAACCACGCCUGGCAAUACGAGAAGCAGAACAACAACUACCAGAACGUGGAGACGACCUCGCACUUCUACUCGACCAGCGAGAUCGCGUACGGCGGCGGCAGCGGCAGCGGCACACGGCCCGCGUCUGUGGCCGGCAGCGGAGGCUCCCCGGCACUCGACCAGCGCCCCGCGUCCAGGUCAUCUGGGGAGUCUGAACUCUCAGUCAGCGGUGUCACUAAGGACAAGAAGGACAAGAAGGGAGUGUUCGGAGGACUGUUCAGCAGGAAGAAGAGGCCGCAGAGCCACAUGUAGGGAGACACGAGGAGGGACGCUUUCGUAUUGUUACAUUGAAAAUACAACAUUUAGAGUCGGUAAGGUCACGUAUGUAUAGUGUGGUAGUUUGGUAGAAAAACACUACCAAAUUAAAACGAAAUGUUUCAACUAAGAAUCGAAAUCGAACAGAGAUUAGAAUAAUAUGGUAUACUAGAGAUUUUGAAUUAUAAAAUUUCUACCAUACUACAUAUUAAAAAGAGGAAAAUAUGCGAAUGUUAUUUGUAUCGAAAUAGAAAAAUGGAGUCAUAAAUUCUACCACGUUAAUAUUUUUUGAGCUGGUAACUCAUUCUUUUCAUAGUUUUUCAUUUUAACAAUACUGAAGCUGUGAGCUGUGCACGGUGUUGUACACACGUGUACACUAAUUGUUAAGGAUAAGUUGUUAAAAUCGUGCCUUUAUUCAUAUUUAAUAUUUUUUUCUCCUUUUACACUUUAUUAUUAAGAAACGUAUUUAUAUUUCUUUUUUCUAUCUUUUUUAAGAUGCGGCAUUUUUAUUGAUAUUAUUAUUUCACACAAUCAUUCCUUUUUGAGACUAUUUUGUAUUUUUUUUUGAAGAAUAGUAACAUUAAAUAUUGAUCAUUUAUAAAGACGAAUAUAAUUUCGUUAGUCAUUCCAUAAGAACACUGCAACAUUCCAAUGACUGCAUUUACUGACAACAAUAUGAUAAAAAAAAUUAUAAAAAACGGUUAGACAAUAAAAAUGCUGCUGUUCAACAUUAUUCUUAGAUUAUACAUUCCUAUGGAAAUUAAUGUUUUGUCACAAAAGUUAAGUAUUGGAACGGACUUAGCGCGGAGGCUGGACGUGAGACAAUAUACACCAAAUUAAAUAUAUUUUUUUCAAAAAGGUUUAGUUUUAGCCUUUAGUUUUGUAUAGUCUACGAUAUAUUAUGAUUGCUCGACUCAUCUACCCGUAUAGACGGUUAUGAACCAUAUUAAUACUAAGCAUAAAACAUAAUUUAAUGUCGCCAAAAAAUGAUGCGUCCAUUUAUUAAAUGUAACAUUGGUAACUCGCCUCCCAACAGUCCAGUCCUUCGCCUAGCUAGAAAGUAUUACGAAGCAAUAAUUGAGACAAUAAAAGGUGGUUUUAUCUUGUUUAUUAGUAUAAGGAAACAUUCAUUCGUAUUAUAUAUUAUCAUUUAUAACGUCAUGUUGAAAAUGUAGUAACGUUGUCUUCAAUCAAAUAGCAAUAUUUUUACACACGCUAUUUAAAUAACGGUUUUUAACUACUUAAAAUAACGGCCGGUGCGAUUAAAAACCAGUUACUUUGAUACGACGUUUUCAAGAUGGAGCUACGUUAUUUAACAUUGUUAAUCGCUAGCAUAAUCUUAAGUUAAUGUUGUAUUCCAUAGUUAUUGUUUUCAGGUCGUACAUUAUUUUCAUAUGAAAAGUACUACGACCUUGUCAUUUGGAUUAAAAGUAUAUGUCUCUUACAAUAAUGCAUGAAUAAUUUAAGUUUAAUAUUGUAAUCUAACGGUACCGUUGUUGGACAUAACGUUUCAUUUUGCCGCCGAUACUUGUUAUAACGUAUAGCAAUAGCGUUUCUGUUCAUAGUUAUUGGUGUCGUUGUGACGUUCUACACCAUGGGCAAAAUGGCGGAUAUCGAAUAUUUCAAAAGUUUGUAAUUUUUUACAUUUAAAGGAAUGAUAUUAUUUAGGAAUUUGUAGUUUAGAACUUAUAGUUUUUUAUACAAAAUAAAAACUGAUAACCCAAAUUAAACAUCGUUAAAAUGGAUUCCGUCGUUGCCGUGGAUGUGUCGCUAUUCCCCUUCAGAGUACAACAAGAACCACCUCGAACAUGUCUGAUAGUUAUCGUUGAUAUUUUUAUAAGUUUAUUAAUUUGUUGAUUUUUUUCCCUCGGCGCCAAAAUGUUACGUUAUGAUUUUAUCAUUUUCAAACAUUAAACAUUCAGCCUUACUUGUUUGUGCCUUUGCAUUGUUAUAAAAUCAAUUGAUAGAAGUCAUUUUUUAAUUGGAAAUUAUGUUAAAAUUUAGUUGUGUUGAGAUUUUUGGCAAAUGCGAUAUACUCUAUUAGUCAAAUGUAAACGAUGUAUCAGUUACACGAAUAAACUUAAUAAAUAUAUUUACAUAAUA
Messenger RNA from Manduca sexta (tobacco hornworm), 14937 nucleotides. It is a transcript of the gene kst, whose product is annotated as spectrin beta chain. The record is from RefSeq and is a predicted model, not a curated record. Gene Ontology annotation, molecular function: actin filament binding; phospholipid binding. Gene Ontology annotation, cellular component: plasma membrane; cell junction; cell projection. The transcript is spliced from 79 exons. The coding region runs from base 328 to 12831 and encodes 4167 amino acids. Lineage: Eukaryota; Metazoa; Arthropoda; Insecta; Lepidoptera; Sphingidae. Gene Ontology annotation, biological process: actin cytoskeleton organization.